CAGAGGCGACUUCACUUCGAUGAGAUUAGGUUAGGUUAUUCCAUGCAUCAGAAGACUGAAUUGAGGCACAAAUAGGAUUGAUGAGUCAAGUCAUAUACAUGGAAUAAAUUGCGACUUGCCGUAAAAGGGCAGAAAAUAAAUAAGAUUUGUUCGAUGAUGUCCGCCACAAUGAUUAUCCGUGUUAGCCGAUUUGCUUCCCAAAUGCGAGGUAAAGGGCUCGAUGACUAUCAAAGAUACGCAAUCAGGCACAAUUGCACCCAGGCCAGUCGCAAGGUAUUAGAACGCCUCAAGGACCGAAGCAUACUACGUGUGAGCGGCAAUGAGACGUCCGACUUCCUUCAAGGAUUAAUCACGAAUGACAUGAAGCACCUGGGAGAAGGUGCCUUUAACAUCUACACCCUGUUCCUGAACGUUAGAGGCAGGGUGAUGUACGACGCUAUAAUGUACAAGAGCGAAGAGAGCAAUUCGUACUAUGUAGAAUGCGACUCGCAGGUCGCCGGAUCUUUGCAGAAGCACUUGAGACUUUACCGCGUGAAGCGGAAGAUAGACGUGGAGGAUGCAGGCGACAGAAUCAACGUCUGGGCGAUGUUCGACUCGAGUAACCGCUUCGACCACCGAACCACGGUGGACGAGAACGGCAAACGCAAACUGGAAGGGAUGAUCUUUCCGUGCGGCACGCUGAAUAAUAAAGCCAGCAAAUUCAUCGGUAACAUCAUGAUCUACGAGGAUCCCAGGUUACCCGAUCUGGGUCUGAGAAUUCUAGCCGAGUCGCGGAUCGGAACGUCCGAGAUAAUCAAGCACUUGGACAACGACGUGGUCCCGUCGGAGAACAGCUAUAGAGCGUUUCGGUAUAAACUGGGAGUGGGUGAGGGUAUGCACGACCUGCCACCUGGGAAGGCGUUGCCCCUGGAGAUCAACUGCGAUUAUCUGCACGGCGUCAGCUUCCACAAGGGUUGCUACAUCGGUCAGGAAUUGACGGCGCGCACGCACCACACCGGGGUGGUGAGGAAACGGCUGAUGCCCUUGACGUUCGAGAACGUCGCGGAUAAGCCGCUCGCGUACGACGAAAAGAUCCUCGACCAGGCCGGUAAUGCGGUGGGGAAGUUCCGGGGCUGCACCGGGAAGUACGGAUUAGGCUUGAUGCGUAUCAACGAGUCCCUCAGCGCUCACCAAUUGAAUGUGGCGGGCGUGAACGUGAGGGUGAUGAAACCCGCUUGGUGGCCUCAAGAGUCUCGGGAGGAGACUGCCUCUGCCAAAGAUACAUAGUGACACGACGAGAAUCGUGUGAA
Messenger RNA from Dinoponera quadriceps, 1289 nucleotides. Its product is annotated as putative transferase CAF17 homolog, mitochondrial. Bases 154 to 1266 code for a protein of 370 amino acids. Gene Ontology annotation, cellular component: mitochondrial matrix. The transcript has 2 exons. Gene Ontology annotation, molecular function: protein binding. The record is from RefSeq and is a predicted model, not a curated record. NCBI's taxonomy places the organism in Eukaryota, Metazoa, Arthropoda, Insecta, Hymenoptera, Formicidae.